AUGGCCCCAAACAAGAACGCGUUCCUAGGCGACGUACCAGGGAUGUACUACGACGUCGAGCGCAACCGCUAUUUCCCAGUUAGGGCCGAGGCCGUAGGAAUGAAGGAGCGGCCCGUGUGCACGCGCAAACGGAAACAGAUACAGAACUGGGACGUCAACGAGAGCCGGGGGCUUCGACGGCGCGUUUUUCGGGCAAUCGGGCCCCGAAGCGACGCCUUGGACCGGAACCGCACGGCUGACCGGGUAGCGAGCACGACACUGCAUAGGAUAACUGGACUAUGCGAGUGUCACGGCAAGAAUGUCACUAGCGUCAAGUCCUUUGGGCCUGCUGGACUCGCCGUUACGACAGACCAUGGACAGGUCAUUAUAUCCUGUCCGGAUGGCGACGCAUUUUCGUUCUCAGCUUGUACCGAAACUCUCCUAGGUGUGCACUGCAACGCUGCUAGAGGGACAUGGAUCUGCGUUGCCAACGGCAACGCCCCACAUGUACACAGUUGGCGGAGAGACCCACUCAACCUCGUCCAUGUCCCGCCUGAACAAUGGACACUAGACCUCCCCCAGCGCGACAUCUAUGCUAUGUCGUCUUUCGACAACAUCACGUCGCUUGGCCUCCCUUUCUCCAUUAACACUGUCACCACCACCAACGACAACCUGCUGCUCUCCUCACGGCGCUUCCCCUCUGAUCCCUACAGGCUACACCAGACGUCCACGGACCUGGUGUUCGCGGGGCUGCGGAGCGGCAGCAUCGUUGUCGACGACCUGCGCACACCCCAGAACAAGACGCUGACCGUGGGAACCAUGCCAACCCGACGGUUGAUUACUGGACUACGACGACUAAACGACGCAGCGGUGCCGUACGGUCUGGUGGCUGCGGGCUUGGACAGUCAGCUCGUGCUCUUUGACGUGCGCUUCUCGUCGCAGCCACUACGCGAGUUCACCGGUCACGUCAACCCCAGUAUCCCAACCUUGGGCUUCAGCACCAGUCCAGAUGACACGGUCGUCUUUGUCGGUGGUUCCGACCACCGCCUCCGGGCAUGGGACACGGUCACUGGCGAGAUGCUGCAUGCGCGCAACAGCGACAAGAGAAAUGCGCUUGCCUUCAACUUCAAGAACUUGGUCGAGCACAUCGACAUCUCACCCAACCUUACUGUGCGCACGGCGAAUGCAGGUGACAUCUUACGAUUCGAGCACUGGGACAACCCCGACGAGAUGAUGAAGUGGACGAGCGGAAACGAGGACCUUGACGCGUCGUAG
Cutaneotrichosporon cavernicola is the source of this 1254-nucleotide messenger RNA. RefSeq lists its product as uncharacterized. Gene Ontology annotation, cellular component: Cul4-RING E3 ubiquitin ligase complex. The record is from RefSeq and is a predicted model, not a curated record. The transcript has 5 exons. NCBI's taxonomy places the organism in Eukaryota, Fungi, Basidiomycota, Tremellomycetes, Trichosporonales, Trichosporonaceae. The coding region runs from base 1 to 1254 and encodes 417 amino acids. Gene Ontology annotation, molecular function: protein binding.